Messenger RNA from Wickerhamiella sorbophila, 885 nucleotides. RefSeq names its product Putative reductase 1. Bases 1 to 885 code for a protein of 294 amino acids. The transcript has a single exon. The record is from RefSeq and is a predicted model, not a curated record. NCBI's taxonomy places the organism in Eukaryota, Fungi, Ascomycota, Dipodascomycetes, Dipodascales, Trichomonascaceae. Gene Ontology annotation, molecular function: oxidoreductase activity.
AUGUCCCCCCGCAAUUUGAAACUGAACUCUGGCUACGAAAUCCCCAUUGUGGGCUUUGGAACCUAUGCUGCCACCGAUGAUGAAGGCUAUAAGGCUGUACUCGAGGCUUUGAAGGUGGGCUACCGCCAUAUCGACACUGCGUUUAUUUACGGCAACGAAAAAGAAGUCGGCCAAGCAAUUAAAGAUUCGGGCGUUCCUCGCGAACAGCUUUUCAUCACCACAAAGGUUUGGCCCACUGAUGCUCGCAAUCCGGCAAAGUCUCUCGAGCGCUCGCUCGAGUUGCUCAAGCUCGAGUAUGUCGAUCUCUUACUCAUGCAUUGGCCUUACCCUCUCAAGCAGGAUCCAGAGAACUCAGGUUCGUUUUCAGGUUCCGGAAUUGAUGAAGAUUGGGAUUUUGUUAAAACAUGGCAGCUGUUCCAGCAGCUUCCAAAGUCUCAGGUGCGCACGAUUGGUGUCUCAAACUUCACAAUUAAAAACCUGGAGAAACUGUUGGCAGACCCCACAAUGAAAACUGUUCCCGCUGUGAAUCAAUUCGAGCUCCACCCAUGGUACCCCUGCUCAGAGCUGGUUAAAUACUGCCAGGAUAAGGGCCUUGUUGUGGAGGCUUAUUCUCCGGUGGCCCGUGGCAAAGGAACCGGUAACAGUAUUGUUGAGUCGAUUGCCAAGAAGCAUAAUGCUCAACCGGGCCAAAUCGUCCUCAGCUGGAACGUUAAGCGCAAUGUGGUGGUUGUUCCGAAGUCCGCCACCCCUGCCCGAAUUGCCGCGAACUUUGAAAUUGUUGACCUCGAUGACGCGGACAUGGCCAAGCUCGAGGAAUUGGGCAAAUCCCAAGAGCGGAUAGUUAACACAGUCCGGAUCUAUGGCCGAGACAUUUUCCAAGACUAG